AUGGACGAGAGUAAUCAUGAAAUGGUACACAUGCUAACUCAACAAAUGGGUGCCAUAUUGAGGCCAUUGAUCCAGGACUCAACGCAGAGUUACCAACAGUUUGUAACCCAAAUGACAAGGAUAAGAGACUUUUUGAAAGCCCCAAGGGCUCAGGUCCGUCGGAACCCUAUGCCUCCUCCUCGACCGGAAACACCUCAUCGACAAGAGGAAAGGACAGACGACAUUGUCGAACAGGAAUACCAGGAAUUCGAACAGAUGCCAAGGGUGGCACGAAGGCCCCCCGUGGUAAUGGUUAACCGUAACCAGGAUCCUGACCAGGUGGUCAGACAAGUUCGACACGAUGCAUCCAUGGGGGAACAAAACCUAGAGGCUAUUGUCGAACGGAUCAUAGUAAGAAACAGAGUGAGUCCUUGCCUACAGUGGCUGACUUACUUUUCACCUCUACCAGAUUUUGUCUUACAGACAGAAUUUCCUAGGGGGUGGAAAGUCCCGAAAUUUACCAAGUUCGUUAGGGAUACUAUAGAGUCCACCGUCGAACACGUGGCCAGGUACCCGACCGAGGCUGGCGACAUAGCGAACAAUGAGGAUUUGAAGUUAAAAUACUUCCCAAGUUCUCUUACGAAGAAUGUGUUUACAUGGUUCACAAUGCUACCUCCACAGUCGAUCCAAACAUGGACACAGUUGGAGAGAUUGUUCCAUGAACAAUUUUACAUGGGGCAAUCGAAGAUUAGCCUCAAAGAACUAGCUAGCGUUAAGCGGAAGGUUGCUGAGUCAAUUGAUCAGUACCUAAACAGGUUUAGACCGUUGAAAGCGCGAUGCUUUAAUCAAGUCCCUGAACACGAAUUAGUCGAGAUGGCGGUUGAGGGGUGUUGGUGUAAGCCCUAG
This is a messenger RNA of Lathyrus oleraceus (garden pea), 885 nucleotides long. RefSeq lists its product as uncharacterized. Lineage: Eukaryota; Viridiplantae; Streptophyta; Magnoliopsida; Fabales; Fabaceae. The record is from RefSeq and is a predicted model, not a curated record. Bases 1 to 885 code for a protein of 294 amino acids. The transcript has a single exon.